This is a messenger RNA of Onychostruthus taczanowskii (white-rumped snowfinch), 635 nucleotides long. RefSeq names its product proline-rich protein 12-like. The coding region runs from base 1 to 540 and encodes 179 amino acids. The record is from RefSeq and is a predicted model, not a curated record. The transcript is spliced from 4 exons. Lineage: Eukaryota; Metazoa; Chordata; Aves; Passeriformes; Passeridae.
AUGAAGGAAAUGUACCGGAGCUACGUGGAGAUGCUGGGACCCCCCAAAACUGCCCCGAUCCCCCCACGCUCACCUGUGCACACCCGCGCUCACCUGUGCCCCCGCGCUCCCCUGUGCACCCCCGUGCUCACCUGUGCACACCCGCGCUCACCUGUCCCCCGCGCUGCCCCGCAGGAGGCCCUGCACACCUUCCCGCAGCUGCACGCCGAGCCCGGCGAGUCCCUGGUGCGCCUGCGCCCGGGGGGCGACCCCUACAACCGCAAAACCCUCAGCAAGGUCAAGAGGAGCGUGGGCAAGCCCCAGGAGUUCAAGGUGGAGGUGGAGAAGUCGUUCCUGUACACGCUGUACCACUCCCUGCACCACUACAAGUACCACACCUUCCUGCGCUGCAAGGACGAGACGACGGCCAUCGAGGGCCGCGCCGAGGACCUGGGCCAGGAGGAGGUGGUGCAGCGCUGCAUGCGCAACCAGCCCUGGCUCGAGCGCCUCUUCGACUCCUUCAGCGACCUCCUGGCCCAGGCGCGCGCCAAGUGCGCCUGACCCCGGCGGGGACACCCCGGGGGACACCCCCGAAUGGGGACACCCCUGAAUGGGGACACCCCGGGGGACACCCCCGAAUGGGGACACCCCGGGGG